AUCUCGACGAGCUUUGACGACCUCUCCGAAGAAGACUACCUGCUGAUCGAGAUGAAAGACUCGGGCAAAGGGUGGGAAGAGAUCCGGGCGGCAUGGCGCGACCUCACAGGGCAAGAGACGGCGAAGUCCACGCUGCCGAACCGUUACUCCCGUCUCAAGGCCAACUUGUCAAACCUCUCGGACCAGGACCUGCAGAAUCUUGUUGACGCGAAGGCGGAGGUCGAGCUCGAGUUCGAGCAGGAGAUGUGGGGGCGCAUUCAGCAGCGCAUGGCGGAGAAGGGC
Molecule: messenger RNA, 282 nt
Organism: Aplosporella prunicola CBS 121167
Lineage: Eukaryota; Fungi; Ascomycota; Dothideomycetes; Botryosphaeriales; Aplosporellaceae
Exons: 1
Source: RefSeq, a predicted model, not a curated record